Messenger RNA from Mixia osmundae IAM 14324, 1021 nucleotides. RefSeq lists its product as uncharacterized. The coding region runs from base 158 to 961 and encodes 267 amino acids. The transcript is spliced from 5 exons. The record is from RefSeq and is a predicted model, not a curated record. Lineage: Eukaryota; Fungi; Basidiomycota; Mixiomycetes; Mixiales; Mixiaceae. Gene Ontology annotation, biological process: translational initiation. Gene Ontology annotation, molecular function: RNA 7-methylguanosine cap binding; translation initiation factor activity. Gene Ontology annotation, cellular component: eukaryotic translation initiation factor 4F complex.
AAAAGAUCCAUCGGCCAAGUCGAGUCGAGUCGAGUCGAGUCGGGUCCGAGACAGUUCUGACUCUGCUGGCCUGCCCAUAGCUUCGAGUCUCUGAGGCCGCUUGACGUCCCUGGCUGGAAGCGUCGAGAAGCAAGACCACUCAGAGAAUCAGACAGGAAUGAGCGCUGCAACACUGCCGGAACCUGCAAAGGCGGCAGUCUCUGCUUCGAUCGAGUCUGCCGUCGUCCAGGCCGACAAGGCAGCAGACAAGCAGAGUGAUACCGCUGCUGAUGCCAAAGCGGACAAGGCUGUCAAGACAGUCUUUGACGACAAGCUACACUUCAAUGUUGUUCAUCCUCUCAACUCGACUUGGACGCUGUGGUUCGACAAUGCUUCCAAGCAGGACAAGUCCAGGUCUUGGGAGGAUUCACUGCAACAGGUCAUGGAGAUCAACACCGUAGAAGAAUUCUGGGGGCUGUACAACAACAUCGUGCCGCCAUCGCACAUCGCCAUUAGCUCGAACUACUACCUCUUCAGGAAAGGUAUCAAGCCAGCUUGGGAGGAUCCAGCAAACGCAAAGGGGGGCAAGUGGGCCGUACAGCUACCGAGGGACAAGACGGCCGGCAAUGUCGAUAACUUUUGGCUGUAUACCAUGCUAGCAGCGAUAGGAGAGACCUUUGAGACACCUUUCGAUGGAUCGACAGCGGGCACCAGUGCAGAAGUGAGAGAAGAAGUCACAGGUGUCAUCAUCUCCUCUCGCAAAGUGUUCUGGCGAAUCAACGUCUGGACAAAGACUGCGACCGAUUCCGACAAACCGAGGCUAGAAGUCAUCGGGAAGCACAUCAAGUAUGGCAUCCUGGGAGUACCUGUCGGAGUCAAGCUUGCCGCAGCAGGAGCGACAGUGGGAACAGAUGUAGAGUUUGAGAGUCACAAGGAUUCGAUGAGCGGCUCGAGGAGCAAUGCCAACAAGUGGAAAGUGUGAUGCUUCUGCAAUGCUUUUCUUGUCAUGUCUUGUACAACAUGCAACAAUUACCUGACACUC